AAACAUAAUUAAGAUUGAUAAGGAAAAGAAAAAAAAGAGUAAAAACAGGAAAAAGAAAAUGAAAAUUAUGGAGAUUAUCACAUGGGUGUAACUAAUUUCUUGCUCAAUUAUGAGUUUUGAUAAUGAAAUACAGUAACCAACCAGACAAAAUGAAUCUGGUUGACCUCAUUCGCAAACUACCCAAGAAAAGGGGAAAAGUUUUGCCCUUUUAUGGACUGUCACUACAAACUCAACUGAAUCUUGUGGGGUUUUUUUCCUCAAGAAUUUCACACUGCCAUCAGCUGUUGGAAGAAUUAUCUGUGGAAAAAGAUGAGAUUUUUCUCACAUUUCAGCAAGAUUCUGCAUAGCCAUCCUACUUCAGCCAAGCUUCUGGUUCUUGCUUCUCUCAGCGGCGGAGGAGGCCUCGUUGCCUAUGCAGAUCUUCCAUCAGAUAAGGAGAAACAAGGUCUUCUUGUACAUGAUCACGGGGAAGCUCGGAAGAAAAAAGUCUUGGUGCUUGGGACGGGAUGGGCCGGUAUUAGCUUCCUGAAAGAUCUGGAUAUCUCAUCCUACGAUGUGCAGGUGGUCUCACCACGGAAUUACUUUGCGUUCACCCCUUUGUUACCCAGUGUCACGUGUGGAACGGUGGAGGCACGGAGCAUUGUAGAGCCAGUUCGCAAUAUUGUGAAAAAGAGGAACGGAGAGAUUAAGUUCUGGGAAGCUGAAUGCCUCAAAGUUGAUGCUAUGAACAAAAAGGUUAUCUGUCGAUCCAGUGCUAAUGAGAAUCUACCGGGGAACAAUGAGUUCUCUUUGGAAUACGAUUAUUUGGUCAUAGCCGUUGGAGCACAAGUAAACACAUUUAACACUCCUGGAGUCUCGGAGAAUUGCUAUUUUCUGAAGGAAGUCGAAGAUGCUCAAAGCAUCCGCAGGGCUGUUAUAGAUUGUUUCGAGAAAGCUGUCCUUCCUGAUCUGACUGAGGAAGAGCGGAAGAUCAACCUCCAUUUCGUGAUAGUCGGAGGAGGUCCAACAGGUGUGGAAUUCGCUGCGGAGCUUCAUGAUUUCAUUUAUGAGGAUUUGGUCAAAAUAUACCCGUCGGUUAAAGAUUUAGUGGCGAUAUCACUGAUACAAUCCGGUGACCAUAUCCUCAACACGUAUGAUGAGAGGAUUAGUUCAUUUGCUGAGCAGAAGUUUCAACGAGAUGGCAUCGAGGUUUUAACAGGACACCGCGUAUUGAGUGUCUCGGACAGAAUGAUUGACGUCAAAGCAAAAUCUACGGGGAUGAAUGUUUCUAUACCUCACGGGAUGGUAGUCUGGUCAACUGGAGUCGGCACGAGGCCAAUUGUGAAGGACUUCAUGGAGCAAAUCGGCCAGAGCAACCGGAAGGUUCUUGCGACUGAUGAAUGGCUUCGAGUGAAGGAAUGUGAUGACGUGUAUGGUCUUGGCGAUUGCACCACUGUAGAUCAGAAAAAAAUCAAGGAGGAUAUUUCGGCCAUAUUUGCAGCUGCGGAUAAAGACAAUUCCGGCACCCUAACUAUAGAAGAGUUCAAAGAUGUGAUUGAAGAUGUAAUCAUCCGAUACCCCCAAGUCGAACUAUAUCUGCAGAACAAUCAUCUAUCCGACAUAACAGAGCUACUAAAAGACGCAGAUGGAAAUGAGAGAGAAGAAGUGGAUAUUAAAGAGUUCAAGUUAGCACUAUCAAACGUAGAUAAGCAAGCAAAGAGCCUUCCUGCUACUGCUCAAGUUGCUGCUCAACAAGGUGCAUACCUUGCUAGGUGCUUCAACAUGCGAGAGAAAUGUCAAAUUGAACCCGAGGGUCCUCGGAAGUUCAGAAGUGGUGGCCGCCAUGAAUUCCGUCCCUUCAGGUAUCGCCAUCUAGGGCAGUUUGCACCUCUCGGAGGCGAGCAGGCAGCAGCGGAGCUGCCUGGCGACUGGGUGUCCGUCGGCCACAGUACGCAAUGGUUGUGGUACUCUAUAUAUGCAAGUAAACAAGUUAGCUGGCGGACGAGGUAUCUCGUAGUCGGUGACUGGACUAGGAGGUUCAUCUUUGGGAGAGACUCGAGUCGUAUAUAAAACAUGGGAGUUUCACCACUUCGAUAAACAGAAAGCUUCUUUCUCUCUUUGAUGUGAUUCUUUGAUACAUAUAUGUUUAUAUAGAAGCUGCUUUUCUUUGUAUUUUCAUGCAUAUGUAAGAUUUGGGAUUAUCUUUGUUGAUAUGUGCAAUGUUUGUUCUUUAAAAA
This is a messenger RNA of Salvia miltiorrhiza (redroot sage), 2216 nucleotides long. RefSeq names its product external alternative NAD(P)H-ubiquinone oxidoreductase B1, mitochondrial-like. The record is from RefSeq and is a predicted model, not a curated record. Bases 310 to 2049 code for a protein of 579 amino acids. Gene Ontology annotation, molecular function: calcium ion binding; NADH dehydrogenase activity. NCBI's taxonomy places the organism in Eukaryota, Viridiplantae, Streptophyta, Magnoliopsida, Lamiales, Lamiaceae. The transcript has 10 exons.